Aphanomyces invadans is the source of this 1205-nucleotide messenger RNA. RefSeq lists its product as hypothetical. Gene Ontology annotation, molecular function: GTPase activator activity. Gene Ontology annotation, cellular component: cilium; periciliary membrane compartment. Bases 6 to 1082 code for a protein of 358 amino acids. The transcript has 5 exons. Lineage: Eukaryota; Oomycota; Saprolegniomycetes; Saprolegniales; Verrucalvaceae. Gene Ontology annotation, biological process: post-Golgi vesicle-mediated transport. The record is from RefSeq and is a predicted model, not a curated record.
CGAGGAUGGGCAACAAAUUGGUCGCAGUACGCGAGCGCCGUCGCGUCAACUCGACGGCGAAGCGUUCGUCCAAAAGCGCCAAGUCGAUUUCCCUGGACGGGAAGAAGCCCCCGCUUACGUUUGGGAAGGACCCGACGUUGAAGCGCGAAGACUACAUCGUGGCAAAGCAGAUCAACUCGACAAUCGUGAAGCGCCCAGGCACCGUCAACGGGCAGCAGUUUCUCAUCGAGGACUGCCGCCACACGAACGUGUUUGUGCUCGACCACUGCACGUCCGUCCAAAUCGACGAGUGCCACGACUGUACUGUUUUCAUCGGACCGUGCAUGGCCAGCCUCUUUUUGCGGAACUGCACCAGCACGACCGUCGUUUGUGUCGUGCAGCAGUUCCGCACGCGCGACUGUGAUAACAUGGACAUUGCCCUGUUUUGCACGACAGCGCCGAUUAUCGAGUCGUCCAGACGGCUUCGCAUUCGGCCCUUUGCGAGUGCGUACAUGGGAUUGCAGCACCAACUCGAUGCUGCCAAAUUUAGCGUGUGGGACAACAAGUGGAGCGAGAUCUUCGACUUCACCCCAAAUGGAAGCGAUGGCAACUGGGGCAUUGGCACGCCUGGCCCGAGUGAUGUGCUGGCUAAAUUGCCACCGGAAGUUAUCGCAGAGGUGGGGUACACUGAGGACAGCAGUAUUGUGCCAUUCGUGCAUGGACUACUUGCUCGUGUUCCAAACAACGUCGUCUUCGUCUGUGUGUCGACGGGCAGUUCGGAAGUGGCGCUGCAGCUGAUUGAAGCGGCGCUCGCAGCGGGGGACGCCGCGCCGAAGCUCAUUCAAACGAGGAAAUUCCGUAUCUCCCCUGCACAAGCCAAGUCGUUGUUUGGGGCGCAAGCCACAAUUCACAUCAAGAAUGCGGUGGAAAAGGGCAAUACCGGGAUCAUCGCCAUGGAAUGGGCAACCACAGAGGAAGUCGUUCGCGCCCUUGUCGCUCACGAAUCCUUUCAGCACUACGCAGCGGCCUUGUACGUGGAGGCAGGCAGUGGCGCCGCCGCCAAGAUCGACCUCUGCUGGAAUGAGUGGAAAGAAGUCAUUUGAUCGGCCAACUUCGCUGCUUGGAUGGAUCCAAUUUCGAAAGUGGCGGAAAUCCAUGGAAUAUUCAUUGAUUGGUUUAUAAAUGCUUAAUUGCAACCAAUCAAAACUUGAUUCUGACAACAGGAA